UCACUAGGUGGCGACUGUAUCUGACAGUCACCGGGAUCGGGUUGAUCAGGCGACUUGUGCUAAGUUUUAUCGUUUACCACAUGUUGAUUAAUUAAAUAGAAGUACAAUAUCGUGGCCGAAAUUAUUAUUUGGGGCUACCGUCGUUCGUUUCCUCGCUCUGUCAACGCUGAAAUCCCACGAAGUGCGAUUCACUGCGUGAAGAGUUACGGAGAGUUACGUCACGCGCUGGCAAGAUAUCGUGUGUCGAGCAGACCGUGGUCCCCCGUACGUCUCCUCGAAUACAAAGUGUUCCUGCUUUUCUUUUUGCUUGCAAUUCCCGUGUCUGUCAAAAUUCGAAAGUCACGCACGCGCUAGACAUUCGCGGACGGGUGUUUAGAUUUAGCUACAAGCACUGGCGCAUAACCUAUAAGCGUGGAUCGUGAUACGAGAACCGAUCGUGAAUGUUGGUAGUUGUUGCAGCCAGCACCUCCUGUCAAUCAUUCACCUGGGGUCGGGAAAGAUUUGAAAACUGAAAUCUCGGACGAGGGAGUUACGUUUAAGAAACGAGAAAAAGAGACCGUCGGUAUCUCCCUGCGCUGGGAUUAUUCGAUUAAAAAAUAAUUUUUUAACGUUAAGUAGUCACCGGGAAAUUAGUCAAAAUUCCGGUCCCCACUAGGAAACGAGAAGGUCCGCAACAAACCGGCGGCAGAAACCCACUAACCACUGGCGAAGAAUCCUCGUCGAGUGGAAAAAUGAAUAACAAAAGAAAGAAUCGUUCAAAUACAAACAGAUCACCACGUGCCCGUGGUCCGCAAGAAAGAUGCGUUGCUGCUGAAGGUGUAUAUAACAAUGCCCAUUUUAUGCAUGCAAUAACCAGUCAUGUUGGCAAUAUUGUACAGAUUCAAACGUUGAACGGUUCAAUAUAUGAAGGUAUUUUUCGCACCUUCUCGAGUCAAUUUGAUGUUGUCUUAGAAAUGGCACAUCGCGUGGAAGGCUCUGGAAAAAUUAGUGUAGAAAGUGUAGUAGAGAAAUUAAUUUUUAAACCACAAGAUAUUAUUACUAUGUCUGCCAAGGAUGUUGAUUUAGAUUAUGCUAUACGUGAUACAUUUAGGACAGACACUGUUAUUAGUAAAUAUAAUGGCUUAAUUGGUGAAAAAGAAUUGGAACCGUGGGAUGCUCCUCCUGCUACUAUGAAUGGAGAUGAUUUAAAAUUAGAUGGAACGACAAAUGGAUGGGAUGCCAAUGACAUGUUCCGCAAAAAUGAACAAAAAUAUGGCGUUCAAACGACAUAUGAACCAACUUUGGCCGCUUAUACAUUACCACUUCAAAGAAAAGAUACAAAAGAUUACAAGGAACAAGAACAAAAGGCUGCAGAAAUUGCAAAUGAAAUAGAGUCACAACCAAAUUAUAAAGCAAGAUUAGAAUUGGAAAAUGGUGAUGAAGAGGAAAGAUUUGCAGCUGUGGUAAGACCUACCGAAGGUAAAUAUAUUCCACCUCCGCUGAAGAAGAAAAAUGGAAAUAAUGCAAAGCUGAUGAGAUCUAGUGACCCACCACCUUCACCAGGGCCUGCGACCGCUAAUAAAAAUGUGUUUAAUCAACAAUCUCCGUCCAAUGUAAAUGUGAACAUUCCGCCAAAUUCGAAUCUCCCUAUUGGAAUGCAAAGUGCUCAUCCUUCGGUACAACAUCCGGUAUCAUUAAACAUAGGAAUGCCACCUACUGGAGUAGUGGUUACAUAUAACAAUCCUCCACCACCAUUUGUGCCUCCGCCAGCAACACAACCACCACCGCCAGUACCUGUGAUUCAACAAUCACAACCACAGUCUCAAGCAACACCUUCUGUACCACAAGUCAGUUUCCCGCCACAACAGCAACAACAAACACCAUCAUCUAAAAUAAAUACAGAAAAACGUGAACGGCCUGGCAGGCAACAGGUGUAUCAAGCAGAUAAAGCACCUCCAGCACCAUUCCCACAAACAAAUGUUGCUAGCUCUCACCAACAGCAACAAUCAUCACAUCAACAGCAUGGGCAAUUACCACAGCAAAAUUCAGUUGAAGGACAACGAUGUGAGAUAGUUCCACAUAAAUCAGAUCACAGAAAGGUGCCAACACCACGUAGUAGAGAAGAACAACAUUCAGAACUGAGGCAAUUUGCUUCAGAUUUCAAGUUAACAGAAACUCCAGCACAAGAUACACCACCUGCUACCAGAAAGCAACAGCAGCAUCAACAUCAACAAGAUACUCAUUCUUCACCUCAAAUUACUCAGACACAUCACCAAUCUACUCAUCAACAUACAACAUCGCAACAGUCACAACAGCAACCACCACCACCGCCGCCACCACAACAACAACAACAGCAACCAUCACCACAACCACAACAACAACAACAACAGCAACAUUCAAAUCCUCCUCCACAACAGCAACAGCAACAACAACAGUCACAUCAAAAUCAAACUGUUCCAGAAGAAUCUGUAGUUACUACUAAACCACCCCCAGGUCCAUUACCUUUGCGACCUACAAGUCCUCCUCAGUCACAACAACAACAAAAUACUUCUACAAACACACCCACUGUAACCCAAGCUCCGCAAGAAGCUACUGUCGAUAAAAUUACGACGGCUCUUAAAAAGUCAACAUUAAAUCCAAAUGCUAAAGAAUUCAAUCCAAAUACCAAAGCUUUCACACCGCGAUCCCCAAGUACACCGACACCAAGUAGACCACACACUCCACAAACACCUCAAUAUACUGGAACGACUAUGCCUGCGACUGUAGUAAUGCCAGCAUAUGUAAUGACCAGUCAGCCACCAACUGCAUUCAGUCAACCACCGGCUCAGCCUAUGACAAGGUUCCGGAAGGGUCAGUAUCUAGUACCAGUAAUGCAUGCGCAACAUCGUGCGCAGGAUAUAGCUUCCCAAAUGCAAGUAGUAGCGGCAACUGGACAGCCUUUAAUGGCACCCGCUCCUCUACACCCGCCAUUCCAGGUGCCUUAUCCUGGGCAGCCAGCUUAUCAACAGAUGGUACGCAUGGUUCAGGCACCACCACCACCGCCACAUAUGGCAACACCUUAUCAUCAUCAUGACUCACCAGGACCGCAGGCUCCUGGUAUUCAAUACAUGGGCCCACAUACACAUCCACACCCUCAUGUUGCUCAACAACCACCAAGUCAAACUCCCUCUCCAGCUAAUCCUAAUCCACCACAUACACCAGGCACUUAUAAUCCUCCUGGUACUCCACAACCCACAUAUCCUCCACCACCUCCUCAAGGCCAUGCUCCAAGUUAUCCAAUAAUGUGUCCUAUAAUUCCUCCUCAUAUACCGAUACCACCGCAGCACAUGCAAUAUCUACCGCCGCAGCCACCUCCAGGAGCGCAGCAAACUAUACCAGUGAUUUUGCCGCACAAUCAGUAGCUGCAAUCAGAAAUGGAUGAAGGAAGAGAGAACUACUAGUAUUCUGCAGAAGUAGAAUAAAGUUUAUAAAUUUAAGUUACUUUCACGAUGGCGUUAGGCACUUGAAAUGACUUUCCUGCUUGUCAUAUACAUAUAUCUUCAAUAAGCAAUCUUCAUUUUUCUUCCUCUUCUUUUUUUUCCUCUUCUUUAAUAGCAAGAUCAUUCCAGACAAAGUAAUACGUGUUUUACUUAAUUCAAAUAAUAAUAGCAAUUUUUAUAAAAGAGAAAAAUUUAUAGAAUCGUAGUAACGUGAAAUAAAGUGCUGAUCAUCUUGAAAGUGACUUUAAAGUGGGUUAGUUAAUUCCAGAAGACCCAUGAUAAUAUUUAGUCCCUCAACGUGUAUUUUAAUUUUAAUUCUGCGAGACAGAUGCAAUACCACCAUGUACUGCUAUGUUAUUAAUUUACACAAUGCUACAGGACAAACACAGACAACAAGAAAACAGACACAAACAAAGAAACGUAAAGAAAAUUGGCAAACAAAGAAACGUAAUUCGAAAUUGCAUUAUAGGUGGUGCCUAUAUAUAUAUUAGGAAAUAAAAGAAACGAGGGACAGUGACUAUAAAAUACUGCAAGAAAUAUUAAAAAUUAAAGAAAUUUCAUUUUUGAUUAUCAUAGCUCGUACCACUUUGUAAACAAUUUUAUUAAGCCAAAAUUCAAUAUGGUAAGGUUGAUGACAGAGAAGAGCUAUUCAAUAGUCUGAUGAUAUUGUAUCUUUGAAGAUUUGAGUACUCAAAAACAGAGUAAUUGUGAACAUCACGCGAGUAAACACUUUUUUUUAUAUAAAAUAAUUAUUGGAAUAAUGUAAAAAAAACAUAUAGAACAUAUGAACAUAUUUUUCUGCUCGCGCUUUCAUAUUUGAUAUCCUACUGCAGUAAGGAAGCACAGGAACAGGUCGAGACAACAGUUCGAAAUUUAAUUAAAUUGCGUUCAAUUACAUAAAGUUAAAUAACACGAUAUCAAAAUAAUUGAGAUUAAGUUUCAAAUUUUGCAAUUUGUUGAUGAUGGAUUUUGUUAUAAGAUGCUAAUACAUAAGAUCCUCAAAGCAAAGAGUAAAUUGAAUUAGAGAAAAAAUAUAUGAGGAAAUGGGUCUGACAAGUAAUGUUCCAAACGACUCGACAGACGUUUCUGUCGUGUUAGAAAAGCAUCUGUAUAUAUAAAGAGGUACAAGCAUAUUAGAUUUUGUUUAGUGAUUUACAGUAUAAAAACUCCAAUAUUAUUUAUGAAUUUUAUAUUUGUAUUGAAACAGAUGAAAGCCAAACUAGAGAUUUAAAGUGAUACAGUAGGGAACGUUGCAUUAAUUGCAAUUCAAUUUUAUCAAAUUUCCUUUUUUUCAAGCUUAAUUUAGAUAAGUAUUAUGUAAUGUCUUUAUACACGAUUGAUUUUUAUUAUAGAUUGUAUUACAAAUUAAAAGAAAAAGAAAAAGAUAUUGAAAUUUGUAGAGAAAAAGUAAUAAUGAUAUUUUACUGUCCAAUAAAUCGAAGAAUUUAUUACUUUGAAUGUUUAGAAUUGUCACUACAAUGAAAUCGAUUGUGUACCUCUUGUGUAUAAACAAACACUGUCAGAUGCUAUGGUAUUGAAAAAAAAAAAUUGAAUUACGGCCUUAGACCUAGUCGUGUACAUAAAAGAAAUGAAGGCAAGGAUGAUCCUUAUCUGAGAUAGUUGAAUGUGUGGCAUCGUUAGACACAAAUUUUAUAUGGAAAAGAUUUAAAAAAAAAAAACAUCAAAAUAAACUCAAUGCGUUAAAAACCAA
Messenger RNA from Frieseomelitta varia, 5169 nucleotides. RefSeq names its product ataxin-2 homolog. Gene Ontology annotation, molecular function: RNA binding. The record is from RefSeq and is a predicted model, not a curated record. The transcript has 9 exons. Gene Ontology annotation, cellular component: cytoplasmic stress granule. The coding region runs from base 732 to 3380 and encodes 882 amino acids. Lineage: Eukaryota; Metazoa; Arthropoda; Insecta; Hymenoptera; Apidae. Gene Ontology annotation, biological process: cytoplasmic stress granule assembly.